This is a messenger RNA of Camelina sativa (false flax), 1632 nucleotides long. Lineage: Eukaryota; Viridiplantae; Streptophyta; Magnoliopsida; Brassicales; Brassicaceae. The record is from RefSeq and is a predicted model, not a curated record.
GGUGUGUAACUCUUAUGUUUUUGUGUUGUAUUAUGAGUGUGUUUGUGCAUUAAGUUAUAACUAAAGUUUCCUAUAAUUUCGUCACAAUACUACUGUAAUCUCUCUCUCCUCUCCUCUUCUUUGCUUUCAUUUUUUUUUUCUUGUUUCUUUUCAGAUUCAGUUCUCCACACAACACAAAAGAACCCUAAAAAUUUUCACAUUACGUUUACAUCACCAAGAUAAAGAAAAAUAAACAAUUUAUCACGUCUUCCACAUUGUUGAUUUUGUUUUGGUGUACAACAUGAAAAAGGUUUGAGAUACGAUUCGAAUAUUCUAUUGCUACUUCUAUACCUUCCAGAUACUAUUUUUUUUUUCUUUUCCUUAGUGAUCGUUUGGUGAUUUGAUUUGGGCAAGGUAACGUAUAAAAACCGAGUAUUUGUGGGUCUUAAUCCUCUUCUAUGAUUCGUUAAUCUUAAAUUGAGCAAAUUCAGAAACAAUUCGAAAGAUCCUAGAUUUUUGUAGUCCCAGCUGUUUCUUGAGACAUCGUUUGAUUUAUUUUUGUUUAUGUGUUAAGAUUUGUCUUUUUCCUUGCUUACAUAUCUGUGUUUUUGUCUCUAUGGCCUCUCUAUGUAAUCUACUUAUGCCAUUUGUCUGGUCUUUAAUUUUUCAGCCACAAUGAGAUUAUUUAAAAACUUAAGAUUUUUUUUUGUCAGAAUCUAUUGUUCCAGGAUUUACGCAAUAAGCUAUAUCUGAAAGCCAAAAACUCUCUGGAACUUUUCAUUAUUAUUAACAGCAAGCAGCUGAAAACAUUUUAAUUGUAUAUAUAAGCAAAAGUACUAUAAAAUAUCAUCAAAGAUGGAGGAGAUGUCACCUGAUAAUAUACAUGGAGUCAUUUUAGCUGUGUCUUCGAGUGUAUUCAUCGGUUCUAGCUUCAUCAUCAAGAAACAAGGUCUUAAGAAGGCCGGUGUUAGUGGAGCCAGAGCAGGUGAAGGAGGGUAUGGAUACUUGUAUGAACCUUGGUGGUGGGCUGGAAUGAUAACAAUGAUUGUUGGGGAGAUAGCCAAUUUCGCAGCAUAUGCAUUUGCACCGGCUAUUCUAGUGACACCUUUGGGAGCUCUCAGUAUUAUUUUCAGCGCAGUGCUAGCACAUUUUAUUUUGGAAGAGAAGUUGCAUAUGUUUGGUAUACUUGGCUGCAUUCUCUGUGUUGUUGGAUCAACAACGAUUGUUUUACAUGCUCCUCAUGAGCAAGACAUUGAAUCAGUCAAGCAAGUGUGGCACCUUGCUACUGAACCAGGUUUCCUUGCGUAUUCUGCUGUGGUCUUGGUUGUGGUGCUUACAUUGAUCUUCUACUACGAGCCACGUUAUGGGAAGACGCAUAUGAUAGUAUAUGUUGGGAUUUGCUCUUUAAUGGGCUCUCUUACAGUUAUGAGUGUUAAAGCUGUAGCAAUUGCCAUAAAGCUGACGUUUUCGGGAAUGAACCAGUUCAAGUACUUCCAUGCAUGGAUCUUCAUCAUAGUAGUGACCGUAUGUUGCAUUCUACAAAUCAACUACUUGAACAAGGCUCUGGAUAAUUUUAACACAGCGGUCAUAUCUCCAGUUUACUACGUUAUGUUUACAACGUUCACCAUUAUAGCUAGCAUGAUCAUGUUCAAG